This is a messenger RNA of Callorhinchus milii (elephant shark), 858 nucleotides long. It is a transcript of the gene rwdd1, whose product is annotated as RWD domain containing 1. NCBI's taxonomy places the organism in Eukaryota, Metazoa, Chordata, Chondrichthyes, Chimaeriformes, Callorhinchidae. Gene Ontology annotation, biological process: cytoplasmic translation. Gene Ontology annotation, molecular function: protein binding. The record is from RefSeq and is marked provisional.
AGUGGUGUCAGAGAAUCCCACAAGUUUUACAAUCACUGUUACAUCUGAUGCUGGCGAAAAUGAGGAAACUGUCGAGGCAACUCUCCAAUUCACGUAUGUAGACAAAUAUCCAGAUGGCCCACCACUUUUUGAAAUUAUUGGGCAAGAAAACCUGCAGAGCUUGGAUGUCAUAGAUGUGAUGACACUAUUACAACAGACGGCAGAAGAAAACAUUGGAAUGGUGAUGAUAUUUACCUUAGUGACUGCUGUACAAGAAAAACUAAAUGAAAUUGUAGAUCAAAUAAAGUCUUGCAAAGAGGAGGAAAAAAUACUAAAAGAAAAAGAAGCUGAAGAAGUGGAAAAGGCUCGCUUUCAUGGCACUAUAGUUACAAUCGAAAACUUCCUAUCUUGGAAAGCAAAAUUUGAUGCAGAGAUAGCAGAAUUCCAAAGAAAACGACAAAAGGAAGAGGAGCAGGCAGGAAAAGUUAAACUGACUGGAAAGCAAUUGUUUGAAACUGAUCAUAAUCUGGAUACAUCCGACAUCCAAUUCUUAGAAGAAGGUAACAACGUAGAGGUCGAUGAAUCUCUGUUCCAAGAUAUGGAUGAUUUAGAAUUAGACGAUGAAGAUGACCCAGAUUAUAAUCCUGUGCAUAUUGGGAGUGAUGAAGAUUAAGUAUUUUGAACUGAGUUUGUGAAACGUACCAUUCACUGUGGCCCAAUUAUAUAAGUGACUGAGGAUGAGUUGCAGCAUCUGUGACUUGUUUACAUUGCAACUGGCAUGACAUUGCAACUUGACAAAAUACCAACAGAAUUAUUUUAGCCUGUUAUGUGCACUUCUGUAUGAUUCCAUCACCACCUUUAAUAAAUUUUCUCAAAUUG